GGAGAGCGGAAUGGGGGAGGGGCGGAGCCUCGCCGGGUGAUUGGCGCUGAGGCCGGGCCUGGGAGAGGCGGGGCCAAGGCUGGGGCCUGACUAAACCGGGAGCUUCGGGAGGCCGAGGGGCUUCGACCCAGCUGGGGAGCGAGGAGUCGCUGGCAGCACCGACCUCACCGCCGCUCCGCGUUUUUAGAACUUCAGCUAUCAAAAUGGGAAGAAUUUUCCUUGAUCAUAUUGGUGGUACUCGCCUGUUUUCUUGUGCAAACUGUGAUACGAUCCUCACCAACCGCUCAGAACUCAUCUCCACCCGGUUUACAGGUGCCACUGGUAGAGCAUUUCUUUUUAACAAGGUAGUUAAUCUGCAGUACAGUGAAGUUCAAGAUCGAGUCAUGCUCACUGGCCGCCACAUGGUUCGAGAUGUGAGCUGCAAAAACUGCAAUAGCAAACUGGGAUGGAUCUAUGAGUUUGCCACUGAAGACAGCCAGCGUUAUAAGGAAGGCCGUGUGAUCCUGGAACGUGCUCUAGUUCGAGAGAGUGAGGGCUUUGAGGAGCAUGUACCAUCAGAUAACUCUUGAAGAAAAAGAGAUAAAUCCAUCUUUUCCCAGGUUUCCUUCACUGAAAACAAAUCUACUUACAUACACUGUCACCUUAGCAUCAGAGUCGGAUUCAUGAACUGCGGAACAAGAGGUUGUGAGAAUCUAAGAUGGAACCUUUCUCUCUUUUUUUAAUUUUGUAUUUUCCAUCCAACAGCAGUGUGUAGAGAAUAUGAUGCACAUGCCAUUAAUUUUUUCCCUUCGUUUACAUCUUGAGGCAGAAGAGUCUCUGCAGCUACAUGGUAGGCUAUGUGAGGAAAAAAAUUGGGGCUAUUAGAGUGGAAAAAGUGUGUUUUAUGUAAACUUUGAUGGAGAAUAUGUCAAGAGCAUGGUUUUAAAACUUAUUUGGGCUUCAUUUUAAAACUUUUUUUUAACCCAGUUAUUUCACUUGAUUUGCUAGCUUCAGAGAAGAGAUCCGAAUCUGUGCCCAGCGCUAAAGGCUCAGUGUUAGUAUGGCUUGUGCUGGCCAGUGUGCCAUAUUCUUGUUGGAGAUGAACUGUAGCACCAGAGCCCAUUUUUUCUUGUCAGUCUUGACCCAAAGAUGUCACCAUUCCCAGUUGCUUGUCACCACAUAAUUGGUGUUGAUUGGAAAUUUUUUUCGAAAUGGGGCAGAACUGCUUGGUUGUCUUUUUCCAUGUAACUUAAGCAUAGUAAUAUAAAUAAAGUAAUAGUUGGAUGUUUUUGGUCCUGUGUUGCUUUUAAAAACACCUUACAGAAGAGCAGAGUAUUUGAUAAGUAACUUUUAUAGUAGUUAAGUGCUUUUUCCAUAUCUUACACUAAAUUGAGACUGUAGAGGAUAUUUGUAUAAAUGAAAGUAUACUGUUUAAAUACCCACAGUAUUUCGAAAACAGUUGGACGGAACAUCGGUGUAUAUCCAUGCAGAAAGCCUUUAAUCUGCAUCUGUUUUAGAAGGAGGGGCAAAGCAUUUUAACCCCUCAGUUUUUCAUUGACAUUGAGGUUUACAGAUCCUAUAUGUUUUCACCCAAAGGUCUAGAUCUCAUAUUAGCCUUACCUUUUUUCAGAUCUUCCCUUAAAAGUUCAGUUAAUUGGCUUUGAACUGUACUUGGUACUCUCAGGUGAGAAGGGGUCGUCAAAUUUGACUCAGGGUGUUAGCCCCAAAUUUUAUGACAUUAUAAAGUAUUAAUGUGUAAGUAUUUCCUUGUCCAAACUGCUAGGAUAUACUAGGUAUCCUAGUAUUUGCUUUUGGAACAUCUGACAGCAAAAAUGGCUAAUUGUCAAAUGAGUGCAUGAAUGUUUGCAUGUUCAGUUUUCAAGAUGUCUAGAAAGGAAAUUUGCUUCCGUUGAAUUAGUGAAAGCUUUCUGUCAUUGAUAUUAGUGACUUCUGAGUACAGUUAAGCUUUGGGCUCUUGGUUAGAGGCAUUAAGUAGGUAUAGUAUAAUAUUGCAUUUGAAGUAAGUUGGACACAGAUUGUCUCUGUUCUGCGAUAAUGAAUGAAAUCUUGAAGCCUUGAGAAACAGCAUUCAUUUCCAUUGAUUUCCAUACUGGCCUUUGGUGAAAUGCAGAUACCUAUACCUAGAAGCAUGCCUUACCUACAGCACUGUGUGCAUUUGCUGUCAAAAUAAAGUAUAUUUUGUCUUGCA
This is a messenger RNA of Dipodomys ordii (Ord's kangaroo rat), 2188 nucleotides long. It is a transcript of the gene Ypel5, whose product is annotated as yippee-like 5 (Drosophila). The record is from RefSeq and is a predicted model, not a curated record. The transcript is spliced from 3 exons. Lineage: Eukaryota; Metazoa; Chordata; Mammalia; Rodentia; Heteromyidae. The coding region runs from base 204 to 569 and encodes 121 amino acids.